This is a messenger RNA of Lathyrus oleraceus (garden pea), 1530 nucleotides long. RefSeq lists its product as uncharacterized. The record is from RefSeq and is a predicted model, not a curated record. The transcript has 4 exons. Lineage: Eukaryota; Viridiplantae; Streptophyta; Magnoliopsida; Fabales; Fabaceae. Bases 1 to 1530 code for a protein of 509 amino acids.
AUGUCUCAACAAUCCAACUCUUCUCCUUCCAAGAACAUGCCUUGUUCUCCUAGCGCUGAACCAAGCAACCCUAACAAAGAAGAUCCUGUUGCUGACUCUGUGAAUACCCCACAUGCAAGAAGACCUAAAGAAAUUGUAUUAGGCUUCUCCUCAUCCAUCGUUCUUGAGGAACGAACCAAAGAAGGUUCCAGGUAUGUUCACAAUGCUAUUGCCACUAUAGUGACUGGAAUACUGUCUGGAAAUCAUGAGGUCCCUGGGGUUUCCAUUCCCUUAAACACUAUUGAACCUGAUAGUGUUGCUGAUCAAGAAAAUACUGAGGCUUUAGGAAAGAAUAUCUCUGAUGAUGUUGAUGACAACCCUAACUGUGAGGCUGAAACAGUAGACCUGGAGGAAUUUUCUGAUAAUGAGUUGUUGUCCUCUGUCCUCCCUAGCAUAGCCAAAAGGGUUAGGACUAGGAGAGAAAAGAAAACUGUGGCUCAAAGGUCCCCCAGAAAGAAGAUUGAUGUUCCAAAAGUCUUCCAAGACAACAGUGGCAGUCGAGAGUUCCCUCAAGAGGAAAGUUCAUGGUGGAAAUAUGUUUAUCAGAAGAGGCUGGCUUUGGAAAGGGAAUUAGCUCAGAAUGUCUUAGACUGUAAGGAUAUUAUGGAUCUUAUUCAAGAGGCUGGUUUAAUGAAGACUGUGACUCAGUUUUCAAAGUGCUAUGAGAUGUUGGUAAAGGAAUUUAUUGUUAAUUUGUCUGAAGAAUGUGCUGAUGGCAAGUUUAAGGAAUUCAGGAAAGUGUAUGUGAGAGGCAAGUGUGUAAAUUUCUCUCCUUCAGUGAUCAACAAGUAUUUGGGAAGGCCUGAUGAAGCUCAACCUGAGCUUGAGGUAAGGAAGUGGCCUCUCAAAGGAAAAUUGGUGGCAAGUAAACUGAGUGUCAAGUAUGCAAUGCUGCACAGGAUUGGAGCUGCUAACUGGGUGCCCACCAAUCAUAAAUCUACAGUUGCUGUAAUGCUUGGAAAGUUUAUAUAUGCUGUUGGAACCAAAGCCAAAUUUGACUAUGGCUCCUAUAUUUUUGAUCAAACUUUGAAGCAUGCAGGAAGCUUCAGUGUGAAGGGACCUAUAGCCUUUCCUUCUCUCAUCUGUGGUAUUGUUUUGAAUCAGUUUCCAAACAUCUUAACUGAGAAUGAUUAUGUGAAGAAAAGAGACAGCCCUAUGUCUUUCAAUCAUAAGCUGUUCCUAGGUACCCAUGUCCCUGACAUUGUCAUGACAUCAGGUGAGACAUCACGUGUAAGCAAUCAGCCAGGUAAAACUGAUGUCAUUGCAAUGCUCAAAGAAACCUGCAGGGAAUUAGAGGCAAGGAAGCUGAACUUGGAAAAAUUGAUUAGCUCUUUGGAGAUGACUGAAGGUGAUGUGCUAGCUGAUGGUGGAGAAUUUGGUGAAGCUGCUGCUGUUGCAGAAGAAGCUGAAAGACAAGGUCAAGAGGGAGAAGCAGAUGCCAGUCCUGAUGAUGGCACAGAUGAUGAUGCUGACUCUGAGUCAGAUGACUAG